AUGCCGGAUUCCGGUGGUGGUGGUUGUUGUAGGUGUUGUUGUAGCUUCAUAUUCACUUUAGGCCUAACAGCGCUUUUUAUGUGGCUAAGCUUACGUACUACAUCACCUGAUAUUCGACUUAGCAAAUUUAACAUGCCUCUUAACCAAACCUUAAGCUCUCGAAACCUUACAUCCCUUGAGUUUGAACUGACACUUAAAAACACCAACAAAGACAAGGGUGUGUACUAUGAUCCUGUAAAUGUUACAUUUUUUGACAGUCCAAAUAGGUCCCACGUUCUUGGGAAUUUCACUAUACCAAAGUUCUAUCAGGGGCAUAAAAAGAAGGCUACAAAGAGUGGUACCGUUUCAACUAUUGACCGCGGUGUGGUUUCCCGGGCGGUUCCGGCGAAUGCGACUGCCCUUUUCCGGGUUGAUUUGGCUACUUCAGUGAGGUACAAGAUUCUUAUGUUCAAAACUAAGAGGCAUAAGAUCAGGGUAGGGGCUGACGUAGAAGUCAAUGGUACCAUUGCUAAAGUCAACACAAAAGAUCUAAAGCUCAAGUCCAAUGCAGAUAAGAUUAGGAGCUAUUGUGGGCAAAUGGCACUAAGGAUUUACAGAAUCUGCUUCGAAAAUCUUGCCAUUCCGGACUCGGAAAGGACUAAACUUUCCUCCGAGGACAGUCGAGACUCCAGGUAG
Dovyalis caffra is the source of this 675-nucleotide messenger RNA. NCBI's taxonomy places the organism in Eukaryota, Viridiplantae, Streptophyta, Magnoliopsida, Malpighiales, Salicaceae. The record is from the annotation of a GenBank genome assembly.